Molecule: messenger RNA, 408 nt
Organism: Bipolaris victoriae FI3
Lineage: Eukaryota; Fungi; Ascomycota; Dothideomycetes; Pleosporales; Pleosporaceae
Exons: 1
Source: RefSeq, a predicted model, not a curated record
CUGCGAGGUGCGGGUGGGGUGCGGUCAAGGAUAUCAGCGAGCGCUGCUACUGCGGCUGACGGCGAGCUGGGCACUGUCCCAAACCGCUCAAGGCUGUGUGAAGGAAGCCCCGCCAACUGGGCUGCGGCGCAGUCGCAGCGUGGCUCCCUCAAGGCUGACGGCGCGGCAGCCUCGCCGUGUCCCUGGGCUGGGAGGGCGGCCUUGCUGAUGCACAUGCGCAUGCAUUGGAUGAUGCAACUGCAAAUGCAAAUGGACAAGGAGACGCAAACUAUCCCGCUGUCCUCCAUGGCAAAAGUCCUGGGCAGACACACGCCGCGGGGUCGCUCAACACAGGGCCGGGUCAUCUUCCGCCGUCAGCAUCCUGUCCUCUACACACCAUUGGCGACCAAAUCCAGUCGGCUGCGCUGA